AUGUCUUUCCAAACUAUUCCCAGUAUCCCGGCGCCUAUCACGAACGGCACCUCUCAAUACCCAACAGGCAGUUCUCACAUUGAAAUAGGCAGGCCAUGGGAAGUCAUUGAAGAUGCGAGACUACUCAUCCACAUUGCUACUAUCGGCGACCUUCAAGUAGAACCAGAUUCCAACGAAUUUCUUGGCGACGUCAAUCAGGCGAAUUGGGAGUUCAUUGCAAACCGAAUGAUAGCUAAUGGAUAUGAGCGGACAAUACUGUCCUACCAAAGGAGAUGGCAGAUCCUCAAAAGUCACCUUCUAUUCAACUCUAGAUUGAUGCGGUACACACCUGUAGACGCCAGUCCCGCCAGCGAUGUGUGGGUUCUCACUCUGCGACUCUUCAGCAGUUUUCAGGACGAGUGUCACCAGAUUUUCCACAGAAAUGUCUCGUUACUCGGACAUCAAUUCCCGCUCUAUCACCCUCGCCAUCCAAGUGAUGGGUAA
Truncatella angustata is the source of this 483-nucleotide messenger RNA. RefSeq lists its product as uncharacterized. Lineage: Eukaryota; Fungi; Ascomycota; Sordariomycetes; Amphisphaeriales; Sporocadaceae. The coding region runs from base 1 to 483 and encodes 160 amino acids. The transcript is spliced from 2 exons. The record is from RefSeq and is a predicted model, not a curated record.